Drosophila teissieri is the source of this 1107-nucleotide messenger RNA. RefSeq lists its product as uncharacterized. Lineage: Eukaryota; Metazoa; Arthropoda; Insecta; Diptera; Drosophilidae. The transcript has 2 exons. The record is from RefSeq and is a predicted model, not a curated record. The coding region runs from base 1 to 1077 and encodes 358 amino acids.
AUGAACUCGAAACACAGUUCGCUGGAGGAGAAAGUGAAACUGCCGCCCACGGAGACAAUAAGCCGAUGCUACCAGCCGCAGCAGAGCAACCGCAAGGUCAUCCGCAUCCUGACCGUCGCCGUCUAUGUACUUUGCGUUUCGCUGGCGGCCAUCAUGCUAUCCCUGUACUACAUCUUCAUCUGGGACCCCACCAUCCGGCCCUUUGUCACCAAGGCCACGCAUUGCGAUAAAAUUGUGAUACCCGAAAAAAUAGCCAUUCGCCUCCUGAACUCAUCGGAAGUGACCGCGGAGCAGUUCUACAAGCACAUCCUCGAGCAGUACCGCAUCCUCAGCCACAUGCAGCAGCAACGCCAGCAACUGCUGCAGCGCCAACAUCUUCAACUGCAGCAACUGGAGGCAAACAAUCGCUUCCAGGAGGUCUUUGCCACGGCCACCAUCAUUCAGGCACAUCCGCAUCCCCAUCCACAUCCCAGGGAGCCGCCCAAGAAGCCGCUGUUAGGUCCAUAUAGCCCGCUAUCGGCAAACAUAAGUCACACGAUGGGUGGUGAUCAGUCGGGCCUGGGCAACUUGGAUGCAGAUCAAGAGCAGGCGCAUAUGCCCCUAAUCCUGGACACCUCGCCGCCGAUCGAAGUAACCGGAAUGGGUCACCUGAAGCGGAAGACACAUCGGGGUCACUACAAACAUCAUAGAGCCCGAGCCGGUGGUCAAAAAAAACUGUCCAUUGCCAAUUCGAUUGCCAGCUCCACGCCGAGCACCACAGCCGGAGGAGAUGCGUCCUUGGCCACUGCGGCCACUUUGCCACACGGUUAUAUGGACGCACCAUUGAAUCCGGCGGCAGGAACCAUUGUCCAGGCACCACAACUGCAGCUUUACACCUCGAUGCCCAUUCCACUGAUCCUCAGUCCCAGCGAGGAGAAGCGUCCCUCACAUCACGCCCACGGACAUGUCCAUGGCGAGCGGCGGAACGGGGCGCAAUCCGGCGGGCGACGAAGGACCACGACUGCCUCCGUUUCUGGCUACGAGGCGCAGACCUACCUCAAUCCGUUCCUCACCGGCGAGCUGAUCUUCGAGAAGUAAGGGACUGGACCCAAUCAGGAAACGUAAACG